AUGAAAAAUACGAAGACUUAACCCGGGAAUAAAUUUUAGUAAAAUCUAUCAAAAUUAUUCGAAAACCUCUAAUAUCUAGAAGCUAGAAUGAUAAAUUCCUGCUACAUUGUAUAAGCAAUUAAAUUAUAAGAAUUACUUAGCACCAUCAAAUAUUUUGCCCAAUUAUUUCAAUCAAAGUAAUAACUAAUUUAUGAUAUUGCCGACGCUCUUCAAUAUAAGUUUGUUCAUCAAAAUGAAAUAAUCUUUAAGUAAGGUGACUAAGGUGAUAUGUUCUACAUAGUGCUCUAAGGAACUGUUUCAAUUUAAAUAAAUAUUCCAUAAGAGGAUGUAUUUGUGCCAAAAGAGGUGGCCACAAUAACAGAAGGGGGUUCUUUUGGAGAAUUGGCAUUGUAAAGUAGUUAAGCAAGGACGGCCACAAGCAUUUCAGUUACUGAUUGUCAUUUUGCUACAAUUGAUAAAACAACUUAUAAGCAAUUAAUUGGAGAUUAUAAUAAAAAUCAGUUAGAUUAAAAAAUAGCGUUUCUUUCAAAAUACCCUUGGUUUUAACAAUGGUCAUUGAGAGAAAUGAAGAUGUUAGCUUAUGAACUGAAUGAAAAACUAUAUGAUUAUGGAGACAAGAUAAUUUUGAAAAAUCACAUAGGGAUGAUCAAUAAUGGAUAGGUUGAAUUGAAAAGAGUGAUAGAGAAGAGAGGGAUUCAAGAUCAUCCAAUGAAGAUUUCAAAGUUGAUGAAACAUCAAUUAUCGGUUGAAAUCUUGGAUGAAUAAAAAAUAAUAGGAGAAUUAAACUUUUUGGAUGAGGAAGGGAACUUAAAGUUUAUGAUCAAUAAAUAUAAUAAGCCAUACGUGAAGAGUGCAGCAGAACCAGAAACCAAAGAAUUUAUUCAAGCAAGCUAAAAAAACAAAGGGAUUUAUGAAGCUGUCUGUUAUUCGAAUCAUGUCAGUAUCUAUUUUCUAAAAGUAAGCACUAUUGAAGAUAGAUUUUAUGACUAAUUAACUAGAUAGUUGUUUUAAAUUGAAAUUAAGAAGCUAUUAAAUGUACGAAUCAAGAAGGCACACAAUCUUCAACAAGAAUAUGACAAGCAAUUUCAAGAGAGUUUAGAGGAACAACAAGUUAAGAUGAGAAUCUCUGGGUUUUAAAGUCGAAAGAUUACUCCUGUCAAGAUUGGGACCAUCAUUAGAAGUUAGAACAAUGAGGAAUGGGUCUAAGAUAGUCAAUAUCAGAAGAAAUUUGAGAAGAACCUCCCUCAUGGUGUUUAGUAUAGAUACUCCAGAAUCUAUGACUUAGAAGAGAAAUCAUAAUACAUAAAAGUGUUAGAAGACAGAUAUAAUAAAUUGAAGACGGAGGAAAACGAAGCUUAGGACAAUUUAAGAAUGACUUUUACCUAGAUGAAUUGUAGUUAUUACAGAUUGAAAAGUCACUUUGAGAGAUAAAAAUUCAAUAAGUUAUUUUUUUAAGCAUACUUAAAAAAAAAAAAUGAAUAAAAAUGA
Messenger RNA from Paramecium tetraurelia, 1488 nucleotides. RefSeq lists its product as uncharacterized. Lineage: Eukaryota; Ciliophora; Oligohymenophorea; Peniculida; Parameciidae. The record is from RefSeq and is a predicted model, not a curated record. The transcript is spliced from 3 exons.